AUGCUUCCAUUAGCCUAUAAUGUAGUUUAUACUUCAGUUAUCAAGCACAUGGAGCUCACUGGGGUCCUUCUAUGCACUUUUGUUCAGGUGGACAUCAUAGGAGUUGGUUGCUAUUCCUCUAAGGACCUCUGGACAUGGAAAAAUGAGGGUGUCGUACUGGAAGCAGAAGAGGCAAAUGAAACCCACGACCUCCAUAAAUCCAAUGUGCUCGAGAGGCCAAAAGUGAUUUACAAUGAGAAAACAGGAAAGUACGUAAUGUGGAUGCAUAUUGAUGAUACCAACUACACCAAAGCUGCUGUUGGUAUUGCCGUUAGCGAUUAUCCUACUGGUCCAUUCAACUAUCUCCACAGCAAACGGCCUCAUGGAUUCGAAAGCAGGGAUAUGACAAUCUUCAAGGAUGAUGAUGGUGUAGCAUAUGUUGUAUAUUCCUCUGAGGAAAAUAGUGAGCUUCACAUUGGACCACUUACAGAAGAUUAUCUUGAUGUCACACAUGUUGUGCGAAGAAUUCUAAUUGGACAGCACAGGGAGGCCCCGGCUCUAUUCAAGUACCAGGGGACUUACUACAUGAUCACUUCUGGGUGCACUGGCUGGGCGCCAAAUGAGGCCCUAGCCCAUGCAGCAGAGUCAAUCAUGGGACCAUGGGAAACGAUGGGAAACCCAUGCAUUGGAGGGAACAAAAUGUUUCGACAGACAACAUUUUUUGCGCAAAGUACAUACGUAAUUCCUUUGACAGGUCUUCCAGGUUCAUUUAUUUUUAUGGCAGAUCGGUGGAAUCCAGCAGAUUUGAGGAACUCAAGGUAUGUGUGGUUACCUUUGAUAGUUGGAGGGCCUGCUGAUCGACCACUAGAUUACGAUUUUGGAUUCCCAAUAUGGUCAAGAGUAUCAAUUUACUGGCAUAGAAAGUGGAGACUUCCUUCUGGGUGGAGUGGGUUGAAAUGA
Messenger RNA from Dovyalis caffra, 939 nucleotides. The record is from the annotation of a GenBank genome assembly. Lineage: Eukaryota; Viridiplantae; Streptophyta; Magnoliopsida; Malpighiales; Salicaceae.